This is a messenger RNA of Cucurbita moschata (crookneck pumpkin), 530 nucleotides long. RefSeq lists its product as uncharacterized. Lineage: Eukaryota; Viridiplantae; Streptophyta; Magnoliopsida; Cucurbitales; Cucurbitaceae. The transcript has a single exon. The record is from RefSeq and is a predicted model, not a curated record. Bases 167 to 403 code for a protein of 78 amino acids.
GCUGAGAGCAGGUGGUGCCCUUCAACCGCCCUCUCACCGAUUGCAUGACCGCCACGACUCCUCUUCUUCAAAUCCCAACCAACCCAUAAAUAAACACCAUUUCCAGUUCCCAAUUCCCUAAUCAACUCAUCCCUUUCCCACACCCAUUCUGAUUCCGUGAUUCGCAAUGUCAGGAGCUCAGGGCGCGCAGCCGAAGGACUCGUUCACGGCCACCACGUACGAGUCCGUGCCCGGGGGCGAGAACCGCACCAGGACCGAUCUCCGUUCCCGGGAGGACGCCGGAAUGAUCCAGAUCGAUAAACUUCAGGACAAAGUUGAAGACGCCGCCGGGAAAGGCGGGCCGGUGUUCGGCGCCGGCAAGGAUGACAAAAAACAAGACCUUGGAGUUAGCGGCACAGGAUAGGAUAGGAUAGGUAGUUCCUUGUUUUCUUGUAAUAUAUUAGGAGAAUGCGUCCAAAGAAUCGAACCCUUUAAACGAAAUUGGACUUUCAAUUCCACUUAUGUUUCAAUUUGACUUUCAAUUUCACUUA